CCCCUCUCUUCUAAUACCUUUCUAGUUUCGUCCUUCUCGCAUUCAGAUUCUCUCGCCGUUCAAUUUCAGAAACUGAGAAUUGAUCUCCAGUUGCCGAAGUUCAAUUUGUGCUUCAUAAUCAACAAUGCUAGUUUCCGAGACGGAAACGGUUGCGUCCGACAAGAACCAUUCCCAACAGUUGGCGCCUUCGUCUCUAUCCCUGCCUCUUCCGCAAUUGCAGCAAGAAUUGCCGUCGAAAGAAACCUCAAUUUAUUCACCGACCAGUCAUCAAAAUUCAAUACCCUCUCUUACCCUUGACGAAAUCCAAAGCAAGAGCGUAAGGAUGGUUGGGUCAAUGAGCAUGGACGAAUUCCUGGCCAACAUAUGGAAUUCCGACGAUAACCAGAUCGAUUCACCACCACCACCACCACCACCGCCCACCCGUGACGAGUUGCCAGUUCAAAACAAAAACGCAGGUGCAGAAACAGAAACCGUUAUCUCCCAACAGGCCUCACUGUCUGUUCCUCCUCCGAUUUGCAAGAAAACUGUGGAUGAGGUUUGGUCUGAGAUCCGCAAAGAUCACCGAUCACAGCAAAAUGCAGAAGCUACUAAUGACGAAAUUAGCGCUAGUAAGAGCCUCAGAAGGCAACAAACACUUGGGGAAAUGACUCUGGAGGAUUUCCUGAUAAAAGCUGGGAUAGUACAAGAAUCACCUUUACCUUCAUUACCCUUGAAAUUUUCUUGGCCUCAACAAUCAUCAUCAUCGUUGCCAUUUCAGAACCAAACUGGAAAUAUAACAAAUAAUAGACCAUUUGAUGCUUCUUAUAAAAUGGGGCCCGCAACGAGGAUGGGAUUUUCUACCCAACAAAAUGUCGGAGUCUGUUUGUCAGGAGAUGGAGCAUCAACGUACCGAGUGUUGUCCCAGAGUCAUAGCCUAGCAGCAAAAGAACCCGCUACUAGCAGUGCUGCUGAGAAAUGUCAAACCUCGGGAGAGCCAACCAGGAAUAGUAGCAAGAAGAGGAUAAUUGAUGGCCCUCCUGAAGUGGUAGUGGAGAGAAGGCAGCGGAGGAUGUUGAAGAAUCGAGAAUCAGCAGCACGUUCACGAGCAAGAAGACAGGCAUAUACGGUGGAGUUAGAAGCAGGUCUGAAUCAACUUAGACAAGAAAACGAACAGCUGAAAGAAAUUCUGGCUGAAGCUGAGAGGAAGAGGAAACAAGAGAUGGCGCGGAAGAAGCGUAUUGCAACGAAAGCUCAGAAAAUGACAGAGAAGUUUAGGGCUAUAAGGAGGACGGUGAGCGCGGCCUGGUGAAUGAUGGGCCUUUAAUUCCAAGGGACUAGACAUUUAGUACAUACAUAAUACCCUGCGCUGAUAGUGAUGCUUCUGCGACUUAUACAGUUACGAGCGUUCAUAUUGCUGCAGCCCGUUGCCAAAGGCAAGUUCCUUGGCUACUGGUUCCAUGCAUUCUAAGUUAUGCUCAGAGGAGACACAGACAAUGAUACAAAUCGGAUCAAAUGUGGAAGUGUGGUGUAUAAAAAAACCGUUAACCUUUUUUAGUUAUUGUUUUUUUUUAUUACUUGACCGUAUGUAUCCUUAUGCUAUAUGUAUAGGGUAUUGAAGCAAUUUUACGGCCUUGUAGUCUUUUUUUAUAUACUUUAA
Molecule: messenger RNA, 1636 nt
Organism: Prosopis cineraria
Lineage: Eukaryota; Viridiplantae; Streptophyta; Magnoliopsida; Fabales; Fabaceae
Product: ABSCISIC ACID-INSENSITIVE 5-like protein 1
Exons: 5
Coding region: 125-1288 (387 amino acids)
Biological process (GO): positive regulation of DNA-templated transcription
Cellular component (GO): nucleus
Molecular function (GO): DNA-binding transcription factor activity
Source: RefSeq, a predicted model, not a curated record